Symbiodinium pilosum is the source of this 834-nucleotide messenger RNA. The record is from the annotation of a GenBank genome assembly. Lineage: Eukaryota; Dinophyceae; Suessiales; Symbiodiniaceae.
AUGGGCGGAUACGUUUCCACUACCUUGCUGCUGGAGAUCUUCCCUUCGGGUGCCGCGCACAUGACGGCUGUUUUGCUGCCUUUUCACCUGGCAAAGACCUCUGGCGACAUAACGGCUGAAGUGCUGGACAUCUUCCGAUGGAUCAUAAUCAUUGGGUACCUUUGCAUCUACAAGGUUUGGCGCACGUGCGAGGACUACGUGCGGGACGGCUACUCUGGGCUGCGGUAUGUACUGUCGACUGCUGGCAUCGUAGACGCAGCCGCCAUCGCAAAUUUCAUAGCACUCCAGUACUGGCGCCUAAGCAAGGUGAAGCCGGUUGAGCCAAUGAGCUCUAGCAACAGUCAGAACUUCGUGUCCUACAGCCGCUGGGCAUCAUGGGAGGAGAUGGCAGCAAUAGGCGAGGCUGUGCUGGUCUUCAUUCUGAUCGUCAGGUACACAAUGCUGCUUCGCUUCUACCCUCCUGUGUAUCGCUUCUUCGUGCUCUUUGGCAAGUCCUUCCGGGUGGGCUUGUACUACUUGGCCAUCUUCUUGCCAGUGGCAGCGUCCACCAUUUUCUUUGCCAACUGCUUGUACGGCCCGUAUGUAGAAGCUUACAGCACCUGGGUGAAGUCCUUGAUGAGCUUUGUGUCUGUCCUGCAAAACGUGGUGGACAUUGAUGCCCUUUACAAAGCAGCGCCGGCUUGGACGCUCUUCUACGUGACCUACUGCUACUUGAUACUCUUUUGCUUCUUCGUCAAUGGCUUCCUGGCCAUCACAGCCUACGCGUGCGCCAUCCACGGCUUCCUGACAGCUCGCGCUCAGGGAAGCGGCCCCUUGCGCAUGGUGUGGUUCUAG